UCAGUGAACAGAGCUAGUGUGACGUUUGAGGGAAGAGCUGAAGAGCACCAUAUUUUUAUUUCAUUUGUUCAAAAUGUUUAUUAUUAAAAUAUUUGUUUUUGUGGAAGAAUAAAUAACUUUGUUAUUUACAUAUCAUCUAUUUUGAUGUUAAAUAAUUCACAAUUGAUAGAUUAUUCUAACUCCAUUAUUCAAUGAGCUUUAUUUAUAUUGAAAAUAAAUAAAUAGCCACGAUGUCAUCAGGAAGAUUUCAGCCAUGUAUUAAUAAGAAGUUUUUUCCUCUGAAGUCAAUGACUGACGUUGUAGAUUUCUUUCAAAAAUGUCUUGAGAACCCGCCAGGUGACGGAGAACCGGAUCUUACAUUACUCUCUAUUGUGACCGGUUUUGUCGAAAUAUCGCUGACAACUGGUAAAGCUGCCGAAUCAGCUGUCACUGAAAAUUCUGGUGCUUCACCUGGAGACCCAGCAGAUGAAGAAAGUUCAACGUUUCCCGUUGUCACUUAUGAAAUGGUGAACAAUCUUUACCAGAAGUAUCAGAACAUACUGGCUCUGAUACAGAAACCAAAGGCGGGACGUUAUGCUAAUCGUGAUGUAAUCAAAAGGGUAUCUGAUAUUAUUUGGCACUCUUUGUUUUGGAGUAGCCAUAAAGAUCGAGCUCAUUUGCAAAAUCUCUACAGUUAUUUGUCAUACAAUAAAUUGGAUUGUUUCGGAGUCGCUCUUGGAGUUGUUGCUGGCUGUCAACUACUUGGAUACAAAGAUGUUCAUCUUGCUAUAUCUGAGGAUCAUGCUUGGGUUGUUUUUGGAAAGAAGCGUCAGGAGGCUGUCGAGGUAACUUGGCAUGGAAAGGGAAGCGAAGACAAGCGCGGACAAGAUGUAACGGCUGGAAUCGAAUCUAAAGCUUGGCUAUAUUUAUCAGGAAUGCCAGUAAUUUGCAAUCGGCAAAUGGAAGUUGCUUCGAUCAUUACAGCAAUUAAUAUUUCAAUAACAGCUAAUGCCGACUGUGUAGAAGUUGCGGAAUUACAACAAAGGCUCUUAUGGCUGCUUUACGAUAUGGGAUACUUGGAAAAAUAUCCAAUGGCACUAGGAAACCUUGGUGAACUAGAGGAAGUUAGUCCAACUAUCGGAAGAAAAAGCUGUGAAGCAUUAUACAUAGAGGCAAUUCAAUCGGCAAAAGUAUUUUAUAACAAUCAUCAUGUGUAUCCCUAUACGUAUCAAGGUACUUAUUACUAUCGCCUGGGCAAAUACAGAGAAGCUUUUCGAUCGUGGGCUAAUGCUGGUGACGUUAUACGAUUGUACACUUACAGCUGUCGUGACGAUGAAGAAAUAUAUAAAGAGUUUGUUGAUAUUGCAAACGAAAUGAUACCGUAUAUAAUCAAAACAGAGAGUUCGGGACAUUCUGGAAGGUGUGUUUUGCGAGAUUCGGAAGUUUUCGCUAAUAUUUUAAGGUUCUACGAUGGAGUUUGUCAAUGGGAGGAAGAAAGUUCAACACCUAUAUUGCAUAUAGGUUGGGCCAAGCCGCUUGUUAACACGAUUUCAAAAUUUGACUAUGAUAUAAGAUCACAAGUAGUGAUAAAUGUUUUGGAUGAAUGUGAAAAUCCUAAUUCGGAAGAUAUUAAACAAAACCUUACUUGUACCUAUGCCAUAAAAAGAAAUACCUUACAAAAUGAAAACAAGUUAUUCGAAGGAAAUAAUAAUUCAAUCACAUGCAGAGAAAAAUCGAUCAUAGCUGAUUGUAAGGAUGAUGCAAAGUCAGAAAUACCUACAACUUUAGCGGAUCUUACAGCUGCUUGCGGGGAAAAAAUUCUUAAUCCAGAUUUCCUUCUUCAAGGAGGUGGGCAAUUAUUUACUACUGAUAAUCCUAAGCACAUUGGAGCACGUAUCGACACAACCCAAACUGAUGAUGUCACAACUACACAAAAUAAACCUAAACAAGUACCUCUUGCAUUACCCAAACUUAUAUUACCUCUUCCUUUAUCGUCAUCUCCACAACAUAUUCUACAGUACGACGAUGAUUAUGAGUUUAUGCCCAAGAACCCUGUAAUAUUUCUACACAGCCAGAAGAUGAAAGGCAUCAAAGAUUUACUCUUAAAUGAGAAACUUAACACCCAUGCAAUUUCUUUACAAGUCACAGCUCAUUCCGUUGUCUACAAGAAAGCCCGUGGGGCCGAGAAAUCAAAUUUCAACGUUGGAUGUCAAGUCAGUGCUCAAUCAACAGAAUCUUAUGCCGGCACAAGACCGAAAAGAGCACGAAGAGAAUAAGUAAACUCAAAACACACCUAUUUACUAAUCCUAAAUUCUAAAAAAAAUAUAUAAUAAUGAUUGCUUAUUUAUCUGUUCACUCUUUUCUAUAAGAAAAGAGGAAUUGCAUCUAUUUUGUUAUAAGAGCUUUAAGCUUAAAAAUAGCGUUUAAAUCAAUAAUAAAUGUGUAUUGUACCAUUACAAAA
This is a messenger RNA of Episyrphus balteatus (marmalade hoverfly), 2440 nucleotides long. It is a transcript of the gene Mnn1, whose product is annotated as menin. Gene Ontology annotation, cellular component: chromatin; histone methyltransferase complex; nucleus. The record is from RefSeq and is a predicted model, not a curated record. Gene Ontology annotation, molecular function: chromatin binding; transcription cis-regulatory region binding; Y-form DNA binding. Gene Ontology annotation, biological process: regulation of transcription by RNA polymerase II; negative regulation of cell population proliferation; negative regulation of cell cycle. Lineage: Eukaryota; Metazoa; Arthropoda; Insecta; Diptera; Syrphidae. The coding region runs from base 231 to 2255 and encodes 674 amino acids. The transcript has 4 exons.